Engraulis encrasicolus (European anchovy) is the source of this 6534-nucleotide messenger RNA. Its product is annotated as probable G-protein coupled receptor 82. Gene Ontology annotation, biological process: G protein-coupled receptor signaling pathway. The record is from RefSeq and is a predicted model, not a curated record. Bases 834 to 2045 code for a protein of 403 amino acids. Lineage: Eukaryota; Metazoa; Chordata; Actinopteri; Clupeiformes; Engraulidae. Gene Ontology annotation, molecular function: G protein-coupled receptor activity. Gene Ontology annotation, cellular component: membrane. The transcript has a single exon.
UAGAUAGAUAGAUAGAUAGAUAGAUAGAUAGAUAGAUAGAUAGAUAGAUAGAUAGAUAGAUCUAUCGUAGAUAGCGUGCCCAUCGCCAUUGGAGUGUCCUGUACCUGUGUCCGGAUGGAAGUGCUGUGAAGUGUGGGUGGAGGGGCUGAGUUUGAUCUCUGGUCAUAGACAGUGCAAGGCGUGUGAAAACUUCCGAGGUUGAGAUCAGUUGUGUGUGGGGUGGUGAAUGAUUUCAGUUAAAGUCACACACAAACAUACAGCACACCCACACAUGCAUACGGUACACCCUUCGUUCAGGACCAGCACUUCCUCUUAACAGAGUGGCUGUGCAGAAGCAGUGUGGGCUCCUCACAGUUCACACAGGUCUCCAGUAAAGAGGCAACAACAAGGUAGGCUUGGGUUACUUUUCAUUUCCAUAUUUUUGUAUGUGCAAUUUUCAGUCUGGAUUCUACACAGUAGCAAAGGUUUUUUAAAUCUUCUCUAAUGUAUUUUGUAUUUAAAAAAUGGCUGAUAGUGAUGUUGCAACUAAAGACAUAUUUUAUGAGUAAGUGCUACAUCAGAGCAAAGGCUACUUUAAACAUUUUUGCUGAAAUGGACAUAUAUCACAGAAAAGAUUAACCAUUUUAUGUACUGAAAACCUGUUUAAAGCAGUAAAACACAAAAUGAAAUGAAGAUACAAAGACCUAAUAUAUUGGACAGAUUUACUGAAUGCUUAUCCACAUACAGAGAAAGCGCUCACGUGUUAGAAGCUAUUUUGCUAUACUGCUAUAUUAAAUACCAAUUAUUCUGCCCAUCUGUAAUCGACACAGGAUCUCUGUAACUUCACGGCCACGAUGGAAGAUAGAAAUCUGACGUUUCGCCUGACACCAAACACCUCUUCCAUGCUGUGCCAGUCCCUCUCAACCCACACCGUCCUGCCAACCCUCUACACCCUGAUGUUUCUGACGGGCCUCCCGGGAAACAUCCUUGCCCUGUGGGUCUUCAUGGUCAAGAUCCCCGACAAGACCCCCACACACAUCUACCUCAUCAACCUGGGUGUGUCCAACCUGGUCCUGUGUCUGUUAAUGCCCUUCCUGGCAGUGUACUACGCCCAGAGCUGGCGAAUGGACCAUCCCAUCUGCAAGCUGGCUGUGUCCUGCCUCACACCCAUACUGCACACCAACAUCACGCUGGGAAUGAUCAACCUGACCUUGGUGGCUCUCAGCCGCUGUGCUACGCUCGUCCAGAACACCCAUGCUCACCGGCCCAGCCGCGUCAUUGCCGUGCUUCCGUCCGCUCUACUGCGCAAGCUGUGCCUCAAGCGCUUUGCCUGGGCCUUCUGCCUUGGCACCUGGGCUCUGAUCCUGGCAGGCCUCACUCCAGCCAUGUUGUCCUACUCCACCGUGACCAAGCAGGCGAAUGCGAGAGAUGAUGUGUGCUACAGCGUCGAGGUGGAGGUCGGCAACCAUGAUACGGUGUCUACCAUGACGUCCAUUAUUGUAGGAAGUGUGGUGAUCUUCUUCCUCUGCUACCUGGUCGUGCUGGGCUCGUACGUUGCCGUGGCGCGACAUAUCUUCCGCAUAGGAAGCAGGACGGUCAUCUCAAACCGCCAUCGGGUCUACUCCAGAGUGUUUCGGAACAUUGUGGUCAUCCAGGCGGUAUUGACCAUCUGUCUGAUGCCUCACCACAUCUUCAAGGCGGUUUUUGUGGCCUUGACUCACGAGAACCUGAAUUCUCCUUCCCCGCCUGUCAUGGGUGUCUGUCACCCUCUCUCUGUGCACGUCGAGGUAAAGAACUUGCUCCUCUGUCUGGCCGUUCUCCGGUGCAGCACUGAUCCAGUCACCUACUUCCUGUUAGACAGGACGUUCCAUAGUCACAUCGUCACCCUGCUGGGACGCAACCCGCCCUCCAAAUGCACCCAAAUGUCAGGGUCACCGGAUGGUAGGACCUCACAAGCAUCCAGGGCUCAUCAAUCAGUAGUCAGUCCUGAGAGGACACAGAACAGCCUUGACAUGUUAAGAGCGAACAAAAGUUUGGAUGGAUCACAAUCAGCCAGCACUUUGUGACUGCAACAUAUCAUAUAUUCACAAUAAUGUGUAAAGGAUUCUAUUUGCAAUCACAAGAACAAUAUUUUUUAGGAGCGCUUCCCGUACUCCGAGGAGAGGAGAACUGGAGAUGCACAAACAGAAGGAUAUCCAAGGCUCUUUCCUUUUCAAAAAGGCUUUUUGAAAAGGAGAAAGCUUUGGAUUUCAUUCUGUUUGUGCAUCAAAAUUAUUCCCCUUGCACUCGAGUCCAUCAGAAGCCAUGGAACAGGGCUGUUGGAGACCAAAGAAGGUGGGAAACUUGAUUAACUUGUAAAAAUGUUCAUCAUUCUCUUUUGAAUUGCUUCAAUUGAAACGAGUCACUUGAAGGGAAAGCAAGUAUUAUCUGUGCUACUGGUUGCCUGUGAUAUGAGUAUACUGCCAUCUCAAAAAAGGCUGAUGCUGUAGCAGACGCAUUGUGUCAGAUAAACCCCUCAGCUAAUUAUAGGUUUUCUACAUGAGAGAAAGAGUGAGCUGAGAUGCAGUUCAAUUUCAUGCAGCGGUUACCAAAAACAUCUCACUAACUGGGACAAUCUAUGUGAAUAUCCAGUCAUUAAUUGUGUGAUAUGUUUCUCAGUGAAUAGUGUGCGUGCGUGUGCGUGUGUGCUGGGAAGAGAGGAUCACUGAUGAGGAACCGUAAGCAGAUAUCACUGUGACAGAAGCAACGGAGAGAAUUGCUGACAGCAGUUGCACAGCCUAGUUGCAGAGGUUCCCUUGACGUCUGUCCUCUGUUGCGAAAUCCAAGACGGACAGCAUCAAUGCUGGGAAUUAGACAGUGCAUGUAAAAGUACAAAGAACAGCAGAACGGAUCUCGUUUCUGUCCCUUACAAGGAAAGCAGACUAGGUGUCAAUGUCAGGUGACUAGGAGUUAGGGGACUGAUUGGUCAGGUGACUAGGAGCUGAGGGACAGAUUUGUUGAAUAAAUGGGGCACAGGAUACCCUGCCCUGUGCUGCAAUUUAGAGUUUUGUGCAUCAGGAUCUUCUCUUAAAAUACUUUGAUCUUGACACAACGGCUAAUUUUUCACACAGCAAAUGAAAAGUACAAGGUAUAUAGUGGAUUUAAAACACUUUAGUUUUUGCUGUCAACUGUAAUUCUUCAAAGAUAUUUAUUUUGGGUGAAAGGCUUAUGGUGAGAAAAAAAACGAGGCUAUCAUUUCCACAUUACAGUCGCUAUUUACUGUAUGUUGUUACAGCACAGAAGAGAAAUGCAGGCAUUAGAGGUAGAAAGAAGGGGGUGGGACAGAUGUGUGGUUGACUGGUGCUUUCAGGCUUCAAUAGCUGCAACCAACUUUUGGUUGUGAAACUUUUGGUUGAGCAUUUUUGUUGGGUAGAUUAAAAUAAUAUGAAGGUUGUGCAGAGGUUAAUGCACGGACAGAGAGCAGUGUACAUAGAAAUCCCUUUAGUCUUUGUAGCAUUAUCAAGUUCUUCAUGUCAACACAUUAUUUUCUCGUGUGUGGAGAUGUUCUGCAAAAAGUGGUGUCUCAUUCUCCUGACACGCAAGCAUAUAUUUACGAGAGGAAUAAUAAUAAUAAUAAUAAUAAUAAAAACUUGUGUGAAAACUAUUGUCUCACCCCUUUCUCCCAAAGGCAAAAACGUAUAGUACCAGUGCAGCAGUCAGUCUCACACUGGAGUCCACAUGGGGCCUACAAACAGAUGUUGUGCAUUCAAUUGUGUGCUGAUGAACUGCGGGCUCCAUAAGGAAUGAGUGUGUCACAUGUGCUGAGAAUCCAAUGGGGAGGCAAACAGGUAAUUGGACAAGGGGCCCAGAAUUGGGUUCUCAUCACAUUGCACAUACGUAUUGGAUAGGGGGCCCUCUUCGAUGACUUUGUCCCAAGCUUAGCCAAAGCUGUCAGCGGCCCUGCACAUGUGUACAUCAAUGGACACCCAUUGGUGGAUGGUUCACACUGGGUGCUGAGCAAACAAAUCUCCCUCCUCUAAUGAAAUGGGAAUGAUAGCGAUUUGAAAAACACUUAUCUUCCAAUAGCCUAAAUACACCAGUCAUUAGCCACUCAGAGGCUGGCCAUUUAGAGGCCAAUUAGCGCAGCGAUUCUGAUCAUUCCUCCAAUUGUUCUAGCUCAUUAAGGCUGGCUGAGGAGCUAUAGGGGAAGAGAGGGGAGGAGGAGGAAGAAAGACAAAGAGAAUGAAAAAAGAAAAAAGUGUAAGAGAGUGGGGAAAACAUAACAAAACAUGACAAAUAUGCAAUUUGCCCCCAUCUGGGAAAAGACAUUUCAUUUGUACUGUAAAACCCUACCUGAAGGCUACUUGCAUAUGAUGCUACAAUUUCAGAUAUGACAAGCAAUCCCACUAUGCCAGAUGCUCAGUAUGCUAAGAAGAGAGGGGUGAGAGGGAUGAGAGGGAUAACCAAUAACAAAAAAUAUGUCCCAAAGUCUGCAUGAGUUGUCUGCUUGCAGAUGAUGGUAAUGCAUAAACCACACUAAAAUGCACAAGUUUGUAUACCAAAACACAUACAUCUCCAUGCAAAGCUGGCAUGAUUUUUUCAUUGCCUCCUUUAUGUGUGACUAUAAAUGACCCCCUCGGUGUAGCGUGUGAAGUUUCUCUGAAACCAGAGCUAGAGCACAUGAUGUUGAUUCUAUGAUCUCAUACCUUUUCCCGCUCAUCACACAUCUUUUUUAUCAUGUACAGUGCACAAACGUCCCCACAGAACAGACACUUGUGGGUUUCAUGCCACCUAAUAAAAAAUAAAUAAAAAUGAAAGUUGCCAAUGUUACCAACACUGUCGAUACAACAUUUGCAGAGCUCUUUCAGAUGUAGCCCUAACAAAUACACAAGCAUCAGAAUUGAUAGGAACACGGUUAUCUGCACAGUGCCUACUCAUAACCAUUUCUCCUCAAACAACAUUGCUACAACUACGGGAAUUUCUCACAAAUGACAUCAGCAUGGCUGAGAGCAAGCACUGUGUUAAGAUUCAGCAUUGAUAAGCGAUAAAUGCAUAAGUAUGAAGUGCAAGCAUGGGAAAGGAUAUGGAUGUGAUGUUGCAUUUGUAUCAGUCUCACCAUCAGUCAGGGGCUUUCUGAGGCCAGUCACAGGAUCCAAUGAAGGCAAACACUUCACGAAACACUUGAGUGAUGCAAGCACAAUAUAUGUUUCUUGGUAAAUGGACAGCAUUUUAUUUCUACAGCACUGUCCUAUAUACACACUGUAGUACUUGAUUUUCAACUCAGCACAAAACCUGGCAUACUGUAGUUGGUGUUGACCACCAGUGGUGUAGUCUACGUAGAACGCGGGUAUACGGAGUAUACCCACUUCUAAAUUUCAGGGAUUUCAGUAUACCCACUUAAAAUUGAUUGAUCCAUUGUUUUGAAUAGCACAAAUAUAUACAGUAUACCCACUUCAAAAAAUGCUCAAAUAUACAGUAUACCCACCAUAAAAAAGUAGACUACACCUCUGUUGACCACUUAUGACUUAACUUGACACCUUAUUGCUAACCUGCAGUGUUUAGAGGUACUGUACAUGCGUUUUGUACCAUGUUACAAUAAUGGUUGUGCAUCUGAACCCUCAAAUGACAAAUUAAGCUGUGCAGCUGCACAGAGGUGCACACAGAUAGCCUAUGUGGUUAAAGUUAGCUUCUUCACCGUCCUUUUACAUGAAGCGUGGGCUUUUUCUGCAUUUGCAAUCAUCAAAGAGGUGUCUGCAAGCAUCAAACAUAUGUGAGUGUGUAAACAAACCAAACAUGCAGUGCUAUGCCUUACGGAACACCACCCACUGAUGGAGAGCAUGAGAGAGUCAUACCGUGCAUGUACGAUCUCUCCAUAAAGGCCUCUGUGUGAAUAUUUAUGACACACAUUUCAGUUUGUCUAGUGCCACUAAUGUUUUGCAUGCAUACUGUUGCAUACGCAUGUAUUGCAUACAUUGGGGUAGCCAUGGCUCAAUGGUUAGAGCGCUGGCCUGGGUCGCAGGUUCAAAUCUCACUCUUCCCAGCACCUUCAUCCAUGGCUGAAGUGCAUUUGAGCAAGGCAACUAAUCCCACAUACCCUGUACCUAAAUCAUUGUAAGUCCCUUUGGAUCGCACCAUGCAUAGGUUUCUUUAUUACACAUGUGUAAUAAAGAAAACUAUGCAUGGUGCAACCUUUUUUCAUUUUUCAGUUCAACAAUAUUUUGGUCAGCACCCUUAAAAGGAAGAAAAAAACUGUUUGGUGACGCCUGCUCCAACCCUUAUGAAGUCCCUUUGGAUAAAAUUAAAAAGCGUCAGCUAACUGUAAUGUAAUGUGAUGUCACACAAAUGCACAAAAUAAACCUCAAACCAAAUAAAUCACAAAAUAAAGACAUACACCUAUAUGACAUACGACUUGACUUGACAUUCCACAAAAAGAAAGACACAAUAAGACGGCAGUCAUAAACAUGAAUAACGUGUGAGUAAUGCUCCUGACAUGGGUCAUGCUAUAGGAAGGUUACACGACACCUUUAUGUAGACCCCUUCAAACAAAGUGUUAAAAAAUAGUCUUUAAGUGUAAAU